Messenger RNA from Penicillium pulvis, 1413 nucleotides. RefSeq names its product MFS transporter. The transcript has 5 exons. Gene Ontology annotation, biological process: transmembrane transport. The record is from RefSeq and is a predicted model, not a curated record. Gene Ontology annotation, molecular function: transmembrane transporter activity. Bases 1 to 1413 code for a protein of 470 amino acids. NCBI's taxonomy places the organism in Eukaryota, Fungi, Ascomycota, Eurotiomycetes, Eurotiales, Aspergillaceae.
AUGGCGUGGAAUGGAGGAGCGGGCUCAUGGGGCUACUCAUGGCGGUCCGCACGAUGGUUCAUUAUUACCUGCAUCGCCAUUGCGCUAUUCUCAACAAACUUCCUUUACAGCUAUAUUGUUCCCAUUCUCCCCGUCAUGAUCAGGGACCGUCUUCAUAUCGAUGAAUCCCAGGCACAAUAUACCACAUCCCUCGUCCUAUCGGCCCAUGCUUUUGUGGGACUUAUCACCGGUCUUCCGACCGGUUAUAUUGCGGACAAAAUUCCAAGUCGACAAGCUUCUUUUCUGGCUGCUCUUAUCGCAGAAGCCAUAGGAACGGUUCUGGUCAUGAUCGCAACAAAUGUGCCUAUACUUCUCAUCGGGCGAUCUAUACAAGCUGUUGGGGGUAAUGGAGCGUGGAUUGUUGGGCUCGCGACGGUCGCCGAUACCGUCGGACAAGAAAAUACCGGCAAAGUACUCGGAGGCGUUUCCUCAUUUUUUAACUCCGGACUGCUCCUUGGCCCCAUGCUCUCUGGUACACUUCUGCAGCUGUUUGGUUACUGGCCUACCUGGAUAGUCGCCAUUGCGGUACUGGUUAUUGAUAUCGUCAUGCGGCUAGUCAUGAUCGAGAGCCAAUCGAAGGACAGUAAUGGGGAAGCGACUACCGAAGCUUCGGCAGAUGUACAGUCUAGGAUAGUGGAUGAGGAUGCUAAUGAGCGGACUGCUCUUAUUUCCCCAUCCCAACCCCAGGAGGACUGCCCCAAGAGCGACGAAGUCCUUGCUGAGAACUUCUACAAGGCCAUUUUGACCAAUCCUCGCGCAGUUACCGGCUUACUUUGUCACUUCACUGCUGCUUUUAUUCUAGUCACUUUCGACACUACAUUACCGCUUCAUGUGACCACCGAGUUUGGUUGGGGCCCUGCAGAGGUCAGUCUUAUGUUCCUGAUCCUCCAGCUACCUUCCUUGGUUUUUAGUACCUUUGUUGGUAUCUUAAAGGAUAGAGUAGGCACUAGGGCCCCUACAGCUCUCGGUUUCAUCUCAAGCGCUGCCUUUCUCGUUAUGGUUGGCAUUCCGGAUCAUAGCAUGGGGUAUACAGGGCGUGUCAUUUACAUGGUGGCCAUUGCUGGCAUUGGCAUUGGAUGGACAUUGACUGCUGGCUGUGGUAUCAUUGAAAUCACACAUGUAAUGAAGGAGCUUGAGGACCAGCGCCCGGGUCGAUUUGGUUCCAAUAGUAAAUUCUCUUCAGGGUAUUCCAUUUGCAAAAUCUGUUUCACUUUGGGUACACUAUUAGGGCCCGUUUGGACCGGCUUUAUGACAAGAACCCUGGGAUAUCCAUAUAUGAGCUACAGUGUCGCAAUCUUAUCCUUGGUUGUCGGGGUUCUUGCAGCAAUCUUCCUUGGAAGGAGACCAGCAUCUGACGACAGUUUUGAGCGUUGA